Molecule: messenger RNA, 1575 nt
Organism: Penicillium manginii
Lineage: Eukaryota; Fungi; Ascomycota; Eurotiomycetes; Eurotiales; Aspergillaceae
Exons: 1
Coding region: 1-1575 (524 amino acids)
Source: RefSeq, a predicted model, not a curated record
AUGGCGUCGACCAGCUCUGCCACUGGCUUCGCUGGCAACUGCGAGGGCAACCGCGAGGGCAACUGUGAAAGCACUUCGAACAACGGUCCUGCUUUUGCACCCUUUGGUCGCAAUGUCGAGGAAGCCGUGAUGGCCAACUGGCCCAAGGCCCUCAAACUGGAAAUUGAUCCUGUUGUGCUCGGCCAAAUGUCGGGUAUGAUGAGCCAACAGCCCGAGGAGCUUGAAGUUCAGAUGCAGCAGGAGAUUGAGUCAAUCUCCGGAAUUGGCAAAUCCAACUCCCCAACCUCGAGCUUCCAUCUUGAUGCCACCUAUCUUUCGUCCGAGAUCCCCAGAAACAGCAACGAGUUGGGUUACAGCCAUGGCCACGGUUACGGCUAUGGCCAUGGCUAUGGCUGCGACGGAAUUCCCGAAAACGUUCCGCAAUUCGUCGAUCCUUCAUUGACUUUCACUACCGGCUACGAACCGGCAUCGAGCUAUUCUGUUGCCCCUAACCACCGUCUCUUCCCCUCACCCGGCGUAGACACAAUGGAUGCCCUUUGCAACGCCGAUAUUCUACGCCAUGGAGCUCAGUUUUCGGAGCCGUUCCUUUUUCCUGACAGCAUCGCUUACGAGCCCACGAACUGGGCUCAGCUGAGCCAAAUGGGCCCAAAUCACCUCCCCACGAUGGGUUGUGGCAUUCAUCGACUCAUGACUCCAGAUGCUAUCCUCUCUGAUGGAAUUAUGACCCCGGGACACUCCUGCAAGUCGACGCACGCCAAGAAUGGUGCCAUUCAUCAUUCCGGGGCCGCUAGUUCUCUCGUUUCCAAUGAGUUGAUCACGCCAACUAAAGCUCGCAAUUCAACUGUGAAGCCUCGUAACUCAACUCCUGCAACACCUUGCAGACAGACCCGUUCGAAGACCGGGAAGCAUUCUUUGGCUAAGACUCCUGAGUCUGUCAACUCCUAUGGAGGGGAAAGCUCUGGGUCCGAGGCGUUCUCUCCUGAUGCGACAACGUGCCGAAAUGGCAAUACCAAUGUGCCCCCCAAGGGACGAGGCGCCAAAGCACUGACUGCCAAGGAUAAACUCAUUGAGAUCGAGGCAGUGGAAGUCAUGGGCUUCGGGUUCAGUUAUGUCCGGAAGAUGCAAGACGAGGGCCGGUCCCCUCACCCGACUAUCUACAACUCUCUGGACGAGGCCAAGCAUGCGCAAUUCGACCACCUUCUUGCGAACGAGCACGACAGCACAAUUCCCACCACCGUGGCUCAAAAGAAGGUUCUGGUCGGCUUCCUUAUGGUUGCCAUGAAAGACCUUGAAGUUACCAACGAUGGCAAGAAGGCUACAAGCCCGUGGAAGAGGAAGGUUUACACCGACGAGCACAUCGAGCAGAGUGCCUGGGCGGCUCUGGUAAGUGACUUUUCUUUUCAUUUCCGUAUUACUAGGCACCCCUGGUUCUCACAUCAAUCUCUUCCUCUAGGAGGACAUGAUCCUAUCCCAACAGAGCGCCGACCCUUUCGUCGGAUCCGGCUACCCGAAGAGACGAUACGACACCUUCGGGGAGCGGUUCCUGUCGGUCCUUGCCUACCUCAAGACUUCUAA